CAUUACUGUAUGUUUGAUGCAAUAUUUCAAUCAAUAAUGCAUGCAGCUCCCUCUUCCACUCAGCCUCUCUUAUAGAUUAUAGUCUCCACUGUUUCUUGAAAGCAAAUAAAACACCCAGAAGGCAAAAAGCAUUCUAAAUAAAUAAAAUCAAGAACCCAAAUCACAACAAGGAAGUGGAAAGGAGUUAGCUAUGGCAGAGGUGGUGAAUAAGAAGAAGAAGAAGAAGCCAUUAAAGCUGUUACUUUUCUUGUUUUUUGUGAUGGUGGAAUAUUCAGAGCAAAUGCUUCCCCUUUCACAGUUCCAAGCCAUUCAGAGGAUCAAACAGGAGCUGAGCUUCCCAGUGGAGCUAAGCAGUUGGAGUGAGAAUUCAGAUUUCUGCAACACUGAGCCACUCCCAAUCCUAACGCUGGUGUGCUAUGAAGAUAACAUAACACAGCUCCAUGUGGCUGGGAAUGGGGUUUUCCCUCAAUUUCCUCAGGACAUUUCCACUUCUUCCCUCUUCUCCAAUCUUGCUAGCCUCCCUAACUUGAAGGUCCUCUCUUUAGUUUCUUUGGGUCUCAGAGGCCCUUUGCCUCCAAGUAUUGGGCUUUUGUCUUCUCUGGAGAUUGUGAAUAUAAGCUCAAACUCCUUCAAUGGCAGCCUUCCAGUGGAGAUUUCAUCUUUGAAGAGCCUUCAGACACUUGUGUUGGAUAAUAAUAGGUUUUCAGGUCAGGUUCUUGAUUGGUUAGCUUCACUUCCUGCUUUGACUGUGUUGAGUUUAAAGAAUAAUUCUUUUGCUGGUUUAUUGCCCAGUUCUUUGACUAGUUUAGAGCUUUUGAGAAAUCUUGUUGUUUCUGGGAAUAAUCUGUCUGGGGAUUUGCCCAAUUUCCACAAUUUGUCAAACCUUCAAGUUCUUGAUUUGGAGGGUAAUAGUUUUGGGCCUAAUUUCCCUAGUUUGCCAACAAAGCUAGUGGCCUUGAUGUUGGGGAAGAACAAGUUUGGGUUUGGGGUACCAGAUGAAGUGGAGUCUUGUUAUCUGUUAACAAAGAUGGAUAUUUCUCACAAUGAGUUUGUGGGGCCCCUUCCACCAUCCUUGUUGUCAAUGCCAUCAAUUGAUUACCUUGACAUUUCUGGGAAUAAGUUCACUGGGAAGCUCUUCAAGAACAUGUCAUGUAACCCUCAGCUUUCUUAUGUGGACUUCUCAUCGAACCGCUUCACCGGGGAGUUGCCCGAUUGUUUGCAACCGGGUACUGGUCACAGGACAGUUUCGUACUCCGGUAAUUGCUUGUCAAGUAUGGAGCAAUGGCAGCAUCACGAGUCGUUCUGUCACAACGAAGCCCUGGCUGUUAGAAUCAUGCCUACCGAGCACAAGGAGAAACGGCCAUAUGCUAAAGUGGUUCUUGCAUCGAGUAUGGUGGGAGGGCUUAUCGGAGGAACAGCGAUUCUCGGUUUGGCGUUUCUUGUUGUGAAAAAGAAAUUUGCUAAGCAGCAGCAAAUUAACCGAACGCCCAAUGCACGACUGAUAUUGGAAAAGGUGCCACCUGCAAUCACGCUAAAGCUACUAAACGAUGCAAGAUAUAUUUCAGAAACAAGGAAGUUUGGACUGCUUGGCAUCCCCCCUUAUCGAACAUUUGUUUUGGAUGAGCUUAGGGAGGCGACAAAUAACUUUGACGUAGCAAAUAUACUAGGAGAAGGCUCUUGUGGCCAGAUCUAUAAAGGCAUGCUCACGGAUGGCACGGUGGUUGCCAUAAGAAGCUUGAAAACGAGGAAGAAGCAUAGCAUCCAGCACUAUACUCACCAGCUCGAGCUGGUUUCAAAGAUUAGGCAUUGCCACUUAGUUAGUGCUAUAGGCCACUGCUUCGAGUGCUAUCAGGACGAUUCCAGCGUCAGCAGAAUAUUUCUCGUGUUCGAGUUCGUACCAAAUGGAACACUGAGAGAAGUCAUAUCAGAGGGAAAUGCUGGGCAAAAGUUCUCGUGGUCGCAAAGGAUGACGGCUAUGUUAGGAAUUGCGAGGGGAAUUCAGUUUCUACACACGGGGAUAGUGCCGGGCGUUUUCUCAAAUCACUUGAAGAUAACAGAUAUCUUAUUGGAUCAUGACUUCCACGUGAAAAUUAGCAAAUACAAUCUGCCUUUGUUAGCUGAGAAUAAGAACAUGGAUGCUUUUGGUGCGUCUUCUAGUGGAGGGAAGGAGAAUGCUGCGCAGAGGAAAUGCCAAGAAAUUUUCUUAUUCGAGAUCAUUGAGUGCAGGUCAGCAUUUAAGGAGAAAGAUGAUGUCUAUGGCUUCGGAGUAAUUUUACUUGAAACCAUAGUGGGAAGGAAAAUGAUGACCGCAAAUGACAUUGAUGUCUCCAAAGACAUAUUAUCUGUAAGCUUAACAGCGGAUGAAUUGGCGCGAAGAAACAUUGUGGAUCCUACAGUCUGCAAGGAAUGCUCCGACCAUUCACUGAAGACCGUGAUGGAGCUUUGCCUAAGGUGUCUGUCAAAUGAGCAGUCGGAUAGUCCCUCGGUUGAAGAUGUGAUAUGGAAUCUGCAGUUUGCAGCUCAGGUUCAGGAGUCAUGUCGUCGGGACUCUCACAGCGCCCAGUGCUCUCCAGGCCACGUAGCGUUGGCAAGAUCUGCAUCUGAUUUGUUACAGUGAUGAGGGAGGGAGGGAGGGCUUUGCAUUGUGUACUGUGUUGUUGCAUGUUUAUAUGAAUGAUGAUAAUGGUUUUAGCUUUUUUUUUUUUUUCUUUAAAAGACUUUGGUAACACCAGUCAGUCAUAGUGUAUGUUCAUUUGGUUUUGUCUGUCUAACGUUAAUGAAAAGCCAGCACCUACAAUUUUGCUGAUGCAGAUAAAUGCAUUCUUUCAAGUUUCAAGGUUAA
Messenger RNA from Ipomoea triloba (trilobed morning glory), 2842 nucleotides. Its product is annotated as probable inactive leucine-rich repeat receptor-like protein kinase At3g03770. NCBI's taxonomy places the organism in Eukaryota, Viridiplantae, Streptophyta, Magnoliopsida, Solanales, Convolvulaceae. Gene Ontology annotation, biological process: protein phosphorylation. The transcript is spliced from 7 exons. Gene Ontology annotation, cellular component: membrane. The coding region runs from base 191 to 2617 and encodes 808 amino acids. Gene Ontology annotation, molecular function: ATP binding; protein binding; protein kinase activity. The record is from RefSeq and is a predicted model, not a curated record.